Messenger RNA from Fusarium sp. VM40, 663 nucleotides. NCBI's taxonomy places the organism in Eukaryota, Fungi, Ascomycota, Sordariomycetes, Hypocreales, Nectriaceae. The record is from the annotation of a GenBank genome assembly.
AUGAGGUCUGACGACAACCGCAAGCUUCUCUCUGCCGUUGAAGAUUACCAGAAUAAAACACGUGGGCCUCUCGGACAGGCAGUCACGGAUCCGACAUGGGGUUAUUACAUCUUUGUUACGGCUUAUUCAGACAAGGCACGACCGCAGCUUGGGCCAGCUGUGGAUGCUCUGGUUCGGCUGACAAUCCGGAGCUUGAGGUCGAUUUCAAUUUCGGCUUACUGUGAAGAAGCAAUCACGAGGUUCAAACGCGGCGUGUUAGAGGACAAGGAGGCUCUGGAGAAUGCAUCAGAAGACAGAAUGAGAGAAGAGUUCUGUGCACAGCUCAAAGGAUUGGGGAUGUUAGCAGACGACCUCAUGCUUAGAGGAAUUGGUCCAAGCCGGUUCACAGCAUGUAUCCUCUUUGAUGAAGACACAAUCGAGAGAUUAUCCAAUGUUUCAUUCUUCAUCUACGUCGAGAAGGAUGAGCAUCAGGUUGAAGAUAUGUCUGUGAGGCUGAUUGACCCCAAAUGGGACUACCCGACGGAGCCUUACCCAGAAGUAAUCGAAGAUGAAGUGCCAUACCGAGGCGCAGAUGAUUGCCCAGUUACCGGUAAUGCAGAGUUCUAUCGCAGAAUGAAAGGGGACUUGAUGGAGGAUUAUCCCCUGUUAUGGACUUUGGCCUAG